CGAGCACUCGCUCGGCAUCCGGCAGUUAGUUAACAAUGGCUCACCUGGUGGGCAUGAUGGCGCUUCUCCUCCUCCUCCUCGCCGCGUCAGCUGAGAUAGCCCAGGCGCGCGCGGCAGCGGUGCCGCCGGUGGGGAAGUACGCCGUGAUCUUGGACGCCGGCAGCACGGGGACCCGUAUGCACGUCUUCCGGUUUGACAAGCGGAUGGAUCUCGUCAAGAUCGGCGACGACAUCGAGGUCUUCGCCAAGGUGAAUCCUGGUCUGAGUUCAUACUCUGGACGGCCCAAGGAGGCUACCGAGUCCAUAUUACCACUGCUUCAAAAGGCCAACAGCGUCGUGCCUCAGAGGCUUAUGAAAACGACUCCUGUUAAACUCGGGGCGACGGCCGGACUCAGGCUCAUCGGAGAUAAGCAAGCAAAGCAGAUACUUGACGCGGUCAGGGGCGCUGUCCACACUAACACCAAGUUUCAGUACAAUCCCAAGUGGAUCAAUGUUCUCGAGGGAUCUCAGGAAGGAUCCUACCUAUGGGUUGCUCUGAAUUACCUGCUGGAUAACUUGGGUGGGGACUACUCGAAAACGGUAGGUGUGAUUGAUCUUGGAGGUGGGUCCGUGCAAAUGGCAUAUGCCAUUUCUCCGGCCACCACUGUUGCCGCUCCAGGAGUGCCUCACGGCAAGGAUCCUUAUGUUACAAAAGAGUAUCUCAAGGGAAGAGAUUACAACGUUUAUGUUCACAGCUACUUACGCUACGGCGCCUUAGCUUCUCGCGUAGAGAUCUUCAAGGCUAAGGAAGGACCAUUUAGCUACUGCAUGCUUCGUGGCUUCAGUGGCAAAUACACCUACAACGGUGAGGAGUACAAUGCUACCGCGUCAAUGGGAGGUGCACAAUACGGGAAGUGCAGAGGUGAUGUAAUGAAGGCACUCAAACUUGAUGCUCCUUGCCCAGCCAAGAAGUGCACCUUCGACGGCGUGUGGAACGGCGGGGGCGGCCCCGGCCAGGCCAACCUCUAUGUCGCAUCUAGCUUCUACUACAUGGCCUCGCAGGUUGGCCUCAUCGAUAGUGAUGCACCAAGCGGGACGUCCACCCCAAUGGCUUUCAGAGCCGUUGCCCAGAAGAUAUGUAGAAUGAGCUUGAAAGAAGUGAAGGCUAAGUACCCCAAGGUCCGCGACAUACUCUACAUUUGCAUGGACCUCGUCUAUCAAUACUCCUUGCUCGUCGAUGGGUUUGGUUUGGAACGCACCAAGAAUAUUACACUCGUGGAGAAGGUGAAGCAUGGGGAGUACUUCAUUGAAGCGGCAUGGCCUCUCGGAGAAGCUAUUGAGGCCGUGGCACCCAAAAAGGGGACUUGACAAUAGAUGUCCCAUGAUACGCUUGGCUUCGCUUACAAUUAUUGCUCUUUUCGAUAAAGGGAACUUUUAUUAUCUUAAAAUAUAGCAUCAAGCGGAUACAAAGCAUUAUGAGUAACAAUCGGCCUCUGUAUAACUAGUAUGCACACAGCCAAACCUCAAUGUCUGUCAAUAAGAAAUAAAACAAAGCUGACAAAUCGGCAACAA
Molecule: messenger RNA, 1550 nt
Organism: Triticum dicoccoides
Lineage: Eukaryota; Viridiplantae; Streptophyta; Magnoliopsida; Poales; Poaceae
Product: probable apyrase 3
Exons: 9
Coding region: 36-1346 (436 amino acids)
Biological process (GO): nucleoside diphosphate catabolic process
Cellular component (GO): membrane
Molecular function (GO): nucleoside diphosphate phosphatase activity
Source: RefSeq, a predicted model, not a curated record